AUGCCUCCUAAGAAUAGCAUUAGAUUAUGCCAGUUGUUAGGCACCAAAGAACCAAUUUGGCAGGCUCCAAUGGCUGGUAUUUCCACGGCAAGACUUGCAGCUGAUGUCACUAAUAAUGGAGGACUUGGAGCAUUACCAUUGGCUAUGUUUGAUUUGCGUAAUCCAGAAGGCUUGAAGAAACUUGCAAGUACGGUAGACGAGUUUUCACGUCUUGUAUCUUCCAAUAGAGCUAACACUGUGAACUUCAACUUCUUUUGUCAUGAUGUGUACUCCACAGAAACUCCACCUUCGCAGGUAAAGAAUUGGUGGACUCUCUAUAAAAAUUCGUUAAAGACAUUAGAAGACAGUUUGCUUAGCAAAAUUCCGUUCGACAAUGGCAAUGUUUCUUUUAAGGAGAUCGAAAGGGACUAUCCUGAAGAAUUGACCAAGUUGUUGGACUAUUUAGCAGAGGUAAAACCAAAAGUGAUAUCGUUCCACUUUGGACAUCCUACCAAGUCGACCAUAGAAAGAUUGCAGAAGGAAGGUAUCAUGGUUGUAGUUACCACCACAUCCAUUGAGGAGACCAAAGCUCUUUUGGACUUGGGUGUGGAUGGAUUGGUUUGUCAGGGAUACGAAGCUGGUGGGCAUAGAGGUAACUUCUUGGUUGGAAAAGAGUUGGAUGAAAAUUUAUCUACAUUUGCUUUAUUUUCUCAGGUUCAGAAAUAUGUCGCCAGUCAGAAUAAGGAUGUGUUCUUGAUCCCAGCUGGGGGAAUCAUGGAUGCUUCAACGAUCAAGUACUAUCUUUCUCUUGGUGCACCAGCUGUACAAAUGGGGUCCAUUUUUCUUGCUGCUCCAGAGACUUCUUCAAAUGGCUUCGUCAAGAAGCAUGUAGAGGGCGAAAACAAUUUGACAACUACAAUGAUUGAUUUGGUUUCAGGAAAACCAGCCAGAACUAUCAAGACCAAGUUUAUUGACAGUUUGAUCAAGAAUGACAAAUUCGAACGUAGCGAAUUACCCCCAUACGGCCAUGCUUAUAAUGCAUACAAGGUAUUGAAGGGCUUGGUUAAGGACCAUGAUAUUGGAUUCUACUUGGCUGGUCAGAAUUACCAUUCUCUUGACCCAAAGUUGAAUACUACAGAGAUUAUACAAAAAUUGAGCAAGGAGUUGGCACAGGAUUAG
Messenger RNA from Scheffersomyces stipitis CBS 6054, 1158 nucleotides. It is a transcript of the gene NPO2, whose product is annotated as putative nitronate monooxygenase. The record is from RefSeq and is a predicted model, not a curated record. Lineage: Eukaryota; Fungi; Ascomycota; Pichiomycetes; Serinales; Debaryomycetaceae. Gene Ontology annotation, molecular function: nitronate monooxygenase activity. The transcript has a single exon. Bases 1 to 1158 code for a protein of 385 amino acids.